GGACGAUGAAAAGAAUACAGACCAAUCAUGGCGGGAAGUUUACCCGAGAACGGCGUCCCAGGUCACCAUUACUCAAAACAGCACGAUGAAGAUCUCCACAAUGGUCUUAAACCUGGGGAGGAAGUGAACGACAGUCCAAUUGAGCAAGUCCGGCUGACGGUUCCGAUCACCGACGACCCAACCUUGCCGGCGCUGACUUUCCGGACAUGGGUCCUGGGAAUCAGCUCGUGCGUGUUCUUGGCUUUCCUCAACCAGUUCUUCGGCUACCGCUCCAAUGCUCUGUCCAUCACCUCUGUUUCGGCUCAGAUUCUGGUUCUGCCGCUGGGGAAGCUGAUGGCCGCCUCGCUGCCAGAAACCAGGAUCAAGCUGCCUUUUAUCCGAUGGUCAUUUUCGAUGAAUCCGGGGCCAUUCAAUUUGAAAGAGCACGUGCUGAUCACCAUUUUCGCCAACUGUGGUGCCGGCGGGAUUCUGGCGCUUGGUAUUGUUACUGCCGUCAAGGCGUUUUACCACAGAAAGAUUCAUAUCAUGGCCGCUUUGCUCCUCGUCCAGACCACUCAGUUGCUUGGGUAUGGAUGGGCUGGAAUGUUCAGAAAAAUCCUGGUGGAUUCACCACACAUGUGGUGGCCUUCAAACCUGGUCCAAGUCUCUCUUUUCAGGGCGUUACAUGACAAGGAGAAGAGAUCAUCAGGAGGGCAAACCAGGCUGCAGUUCUUCACCCUCGUGUUUGUGUCGAGCUUCGCUUACUACAUCGUUCCGAGCUACUUAUUCCCUUCGAUCUCGACUCUUUCGUUCAUGUGCUGGAUAUGGAAGAACUCCAUCACUCCUCAGCAGAUCGGGUCGGGGCUGAACGGGCUCGGGAUUGGCUCGUUCGGUCUCGAUUGGUCGACUGUAGCCGGGUUCUUGGGCAGUCCUCUGGCCACUCCUCUGUUUGCCAUUCUUAAUACAAUGGCGGGGUUCUUCCUGUUCGUUUAUGUCAUCCUUCCAAUUGCAUACUGGAACAACGCAUUCAGCUCCAGGAGGUUCCCCAUGAUCUCUCAGCAGACGUUUGACAGUUCUGGACAAUUGUACAACAUUACCAGGAUUAUCAACGAGAGGGAGUUCGACAUCAACCUCGGCGAGUACGAAAGUUACAGCAAGCUCUAUCUCAGCGUCACUUUUGCUUUUGUGUAUGGGUUCAGUUUUGCAUCUCUGGUCUCGUCGAUUACACAUGUUGCGCUCUUUGAUGGGAAAUCAAUUUGGGACCUGUGGAAGAAGACUUCAGCAGGAAGCAAAGACCAAGACACAGAUGUUCACACAAGACUGAUGAAGAAGAACUACGAAUCUGUUCCGCAAUGGUGGUUUCUGGCAAUUGCAGCGGUGUCCUUUGCACUUUCUCUGUUUACCAUUGAAGGGUUUGGUGGACAGCUUCAGCUUCCAUGGUGGGCGCUCCUUUUGGCUUGUGGCAUCUCCCUCAUCUUCACCUUGCCUAUUGGGAUAAUUCAGGCCACAACAAAUCAGCAAAUGGGCAUAAAUGUGAUCACAGAGUUGAUCAUAGGGUAUAUGUACCCUGGAAAGCCUCUGGCUAACGUGGCAUUCAAGGCAUAUGGCUACAUUAGCAUGUCACAAGCUCUGAGUUUCUUAGCAGACUUCAAAUUAGGGCACUACAUGAAAAUUCCUCCGAAAUCCAUGUUCCUGGUCCAGACAGUAGGGACGAUUGUCGCUUCAACGGUCCGAUUCGCGACAACUUGGUGGCUUCUUUCGAGCGUCCAGAACAUCUGCGAUACGACGAAGCUCCCAAAGGGCAGUCCAUGGACAUGUCCAGGGGACAGCAUCUUCUACAACGCUUCGAUCAUCUGGGGAGUGAUCGGUCCUCUCAGGAUCUUCAACGUCAAGGGAAACUACGCCAAGAUGAACUGGUUCUUCAUGAUCGGCAUCCUGGCCCCGAUCCCAGUGUGGCUCCUGUCGCGCAAAUACCCCGAAAAGAAGUGGCUUCGACUGAUCCACAUGCCCAUCUUCAUAUCGGGCAUGGGCGGUCUGCUGCCCGCGAAGCCAGUUCACUACCUGUCGUGGGGAGCAGUCGGGAUUUUCUUCAACUACUACGUUUACAAGAGGUUCAAAGGGUGGUGGGCUAGACAUACGUACAUUCUCUCUGCUGCGAUGGAUGCUGGUGUUGCUUUCAUGGCCGUGAUGGUGUACUUCACUCUGCAGAGCAAGAACAUCUAUGGCCCGCAGUGGUGGGGUUUGGAAGCCGAUGAUCACUGUCCUCUGGCGAAAUGCCCUACAGUUCCUGGGAUUGUUGUGCCUGGAUGCCCUGCAGUUUACUGA
Molecule: messenger RNA, 2304 nt
Organism: Linum tenue
Lineage: Eukaryota; Viridiplantae; Streptophyta; Magnoliopsida; Malpighiales; Linaceae
Source: the annotation of a GenBank genome assembly